GGUGUGAAACCACAUAGUGUUAACAAAUGAUACUACCAUCAUAAAUAUAAAUUUAGAAAAAAGAAGAAUAAGGUUAAUUGGGUUGUCUUUGAACUUAGAUGCAUUUAGAAAAUUUAUUUAAUUUAUAAAAGAAUUUUAUAAAAUGUCUAACAGUACAAUAUUUUUAAAAUCUGGUUUUAUAAAUGUUCCUCUUCAAAAUGGUAUGGGCAGAUAUGUAGGACAACUCCAAAGAGUUGUAUUGAAAUUUUGUGAAAAUCAUGGAUCUAGCAGGGGAAUGAGGGAAUUUAUUGAAACAGAUUUGGUCGACUUUGCUAAAAAUAACCCUGGAAUUGUAGUAUACUUAAAACCUAGAAGACAUCGCACAGCAGUUAUGAAAGCAGAAUAUUUAAACGGAGAAACACAGUGGUUGAGCUGUAGAAAUUUCACCAGAGAGGAAGUAUAUAAGUGGCUUGAAUUAUUUAAAAAGCAACAAAAGGUGCAUGAAGGUACAAGAAUUAGAAAAUUAUGGCAUACCGAAAAUCCUUCCAUUCAAGGUCCUUGGACUCCUUUCACGUUUAGAGAUCCAAAAUUGAAUUUGGUAACAUUUCCAAUUGAACUGUCUAAAUGUGAAAAUAUUAGUUUUGCUCAAGAUGAGUUAGUGGAGUUGUUUAAAAAACAAAAAAUUCAAGAAUCAGAAAUAGCGACAGCUUCAAAUUAGUCAAUGUAUAGUACUGUAUUUAGUUAUUAAUUAAAAACAUAGUUUUAUAAAAUAUAUUUUACUCUUAUAGUUUAUAGUCAUUUACAUAUAAGUAAAAUCAGUAGAAUAACUAGAAGGAAUCACAUGUACUGUGAAUUUCCUCUAAUCCCACUUAACACCGCCCUAAUUUAUUAAUUCCCCCUGCACCAGUAAGAUGGGGUAUAAUAUACCCCAACUAACUUUAAAAUGCUAUAAUAAUCGGCUAAUAUACAUAAGUUUCGCGAGUCCAUGAGUAUCUUCGUUUCAUACUUGUUAACAUGCUUAUUUCAGUAUACAGAGGACUGUUGUUGGAGAUAUAUGUAUGUUAUUAUCAUGUAUACAUCAUACCCCAUGUAUGUUUGAUGUUUUUUAAGGUUUUUGUGCCAUACCCCACCAUACCUUCUAUUCAUCAUCUAUUAGCAAGUAUUUUUUUAUUUAGUAUUUCCUACGAAGAGGAACAAAAGUGUCUAUUGAAAUUAUGGGAAGAAACAGAACAUUAUUGAGAUAUAGCAUAGGGCUCAGAAGCAGAAGAAGACCAUGUAAAUGAGAGAUCUGCAGGCUCGGACACCCAACAAGAAUUAACUGAAGACAUGGAUAUAACUGAAUCAGAGGAAUAUGAUAAUGAUUUUAUUGGCAUAGAUGGCUCUACGAGAUACAAAAGAAAUACUUAAAACUAAAAACAAGAUCUGGAAAUAUAAUUACUGAUUUGCCAGGUGUGAAACGUCCUUUUUGAGAUCGCAAAGAACAAAUUGAGUGGUGGCAUUUCCUUUUUACAGAUGCUAUGCUAUCAGAUAUUGUGAUAUAUACCAACCAAAAACUAGGCAAAAAGCUCUAAACUAUGAUUGUGCAGACUCGCAACAUUUGGUAAAGGAUACGACCUCUCAUGAACUAAAAGCUUUGCUGGUACUUCUAUAUUUAGCUGGUGGUCUGAAAUCCAGGAGGAAAAUUUGGAUGAUUUGUGGUCUACUGAUGGCUUGAGAGCUGAUAUUUUCAAAGCAACAAUGUGCCAAAAGAGGUUCAGCAUAUUACUGCAAUGUUUAUAAUUUAAUAACAACAAAAGCUGAAAGGAAACGUUUGGAUAAGCUUGCCCCGAUAAGAGCAAUAUGUGACAUGUUUGUGGAAAAUCGCCUAGAGCUUCACAAUCCAAGUGAAUAACUUACAAUUGAUGAAAAAUUGGAAGCAUUUAGAGGACGUUGCCGGCCAAGUAUGACUUCAAAAUAUUUGAGAUAGUUGAUGCAAAAACAUUCUAUGUUUAAAACCAAGAAGUUUAUGUUGGUAAACAACCAGACCGGUAAUUCAAUUUUAGUAAUAAACCAGAGGACAUAGUUAUGAGACUCAGUAAACCAUUUAAAAAUUCUUGUGAUAUAACUUUCAUUAACUGGUUUACAAGUUAUCCCCUUGUUACCAGAUUGCUCUGUGAACAUAGAUAACAUUGGUGUGUACACCAUGAAAGAAUAAACAGGAAAUUACAUCACAGCUUUUAGAAACAAGUAAAUGAGAUGUAAAUAGUUCUCUGUUCGCCAUCCAAACAGAUGUAACUCUCGUACCUAAAAAAGGGGAAAAUGUAUUGCUUUUUCAACAUUACAUCGUUCGAAUUGAUGGAUCUUCAGGAUAUAAAUGCUUACAAGAAAUUAUUACUUUUUAUAACUUAACAAGAGGUCGGGUUUAUGUAGUUGAUGAGCUUUCCAACAAUUACAAUGUUUCACGUAAUAGUCCUAAGUGGCCUUGACAUUUUUCUCACUUUUGAAUACAUCUUCAAUGAACGCCUUUGUAGUUGUCAUUUCCAAUUCAGAAGCAACCUCAAACUGACGCAAAUUUGUGGUGAAAUUGAGAAGAGAUUUAGUUCUUCAACAUUUAAAAUUUCGACAAAUGAAUUUAUGGCUUCCUGUCAUUUUAAGAAGAAAAAUCGUUUUACCACUGUGUUCAAUGUAAAACAUUUGUUUGCUUAGACCGCUUAGAGCAUUCAAUUAUUACUUGUGAUAUAUGUUUCUCAUGUCAUGAAUGAACAAUAAAACUUUUCAAAUAUCUGCUCA
Molecule: messenger RNA, 2748 nt
Organism: Diorhabda carinulata
Lineage: Eukaryota; Metazoa; Arthropoda; Insecta; Coleoptera; Chrysomelidae
Gene: mRpL43
Product: 39S ribosomal protein L43, mitochondrial
Exons: 3
Coding region: 143-697 (184 amino acids)
Biological process (GO): mitochondrial translation
Cellular component (GO): mitochondrial large ribosomal subunit
Molecular function (GO): structural constituent of ribosome
Source: RefSeq, a predicted model, not a curated record